UGAAAUCCAUUUUGAGUAAAAUGACAAAGACAUCUGAGUAAAAGUCCUAAAAGAAGGAAAGAUCCAAAUAACCUACUCUUAUAAUAAUUAGAAUUCCAUAUUUGGAGAAUUGCUAGAUAUAGUAUCUAAUCUGUCACCUUUCCAUAAUAUACCCUAAUUUUGGUCACACUUUCCUUCAUUAUUUGUCCCACAGAAUCCCAUUCCAUUUAAGAAACGUAGUUAUAUAUAAACAUUACUACUUUCUUCUCAUAAAAUACUUUUGCAAUCUCCUGCAAUUUUUUCUGUCUUCUUUGCUCGUGUUGUCAAUCAGCACUGCUUUGAAAAACAAAGAAAAGAAAGAAAGAAAUAAAGAAAUUUGGGUUUUGUUUUUUUUUUUUUUUUCUGAGAAAGAAAAGAAGGGAAGAUGGGUAGAGGGAAGAUUGAGAUAAAAAAGAUUGAGAACUUGAAUAGCAGGCAAGUAACGUUCUCAAAGCGGCGUAAUGGGUUGUUGAAGAAGGCUAGAGAGCUGUCCGUUUUAUGUGAUGCAGAGGUUGGCGUCAUUAUUUUCUCUAACACCGGCAAGGUUUAUCAAUGGUCUAGCACCAGCAUGGAACACACUCUUUUAAGGUACAGCAGAGGCCUGGCAGUGGGUCAGUCUCAGGAACAUCCUUCUGAUGAACAAAAAGCGGAGAACUCGCAACCAAUUGAUGUCAACACCCUGAAAGAGGAGUACAUAAGGCUACGUGCGGCAUACGUGCGGCUUAAUGGUAAGGAGCUGGAUGGUCUGAGUUUCAAAGAACUGAAACAGCUGGAGCAUCAACUAAAUGAAGGGUUAUUAUCAGUUGAGGAACAAAAGGAGCAAAUUCUAUUGGAGCAGCUCAAAAGAUCCAAACUACAGGAGCAGAAGGCUAUACAAGAGAAUGAGACUUUACGCAAACAGGUUGAGGAACUGCAACAAAAAACAAGCCCAAAUUUACUUGAAUUCAAUCCUCUGCAAAUAAGAUUCUCCCCCACGAGUCCAAAGGCUGAUCGUGAUUGUGCAUCAGACGAGGAUGAUGAUGAUAACGAUGACAAUGAUCAUUCAGACACCUCCUUGCACUUAGGGGGGAAUGCAACAACUGGGAGCCUGAUACUAGAACCCAAAAGUAGCGGGAAAUCCACCUCCAAAGGGAGGUUGUUAAACCAUAUCUAGGUUGUCAUCAGAUGUUGGCCGCAAGAGGAAAGUGGCAAAGAUUGAACCUGUCAGCACUGAUUCAGGGAGCCAAUUGGCCUCAGAGUGACAUUGACAAUAUGGCAUUUAUCCCUUUCCAAUGUAAAAAACCUUCUAGUUUCAAUUUCUUCAAACAGUAAAUCAUCUCUUUAGGCUAUAUUAUAUAUUGAUCGGUGCUGUGAUAUCAUGGUUACCAAAGCUUUAGAUCACUCAGCACAUUCUAUAUGCAAAUUGCGAACUAGACACAGGCCUAUCUCAUGUUGGUCGCACAACGUGCAGAUUGUUUAGUGCUCUAUACACUAGUAGUGUCUGCAAACAAAAUGAAAAAAAAAAAAAAAGACUUUAUUGUAAUUAGUCUAAUUGUUCAAAUUUCAACUUGCUGAUGUAAAAUACAAUUGGCCAAUACAAGCAACUUCUGUGUGGUGUUGUAGAUUGGGGGUAGGGGGUCAGCUAUUCGCUCUUUCAAUGAUUUUGCAGUUGAAGAAGGCCAU
Messenger RNA from Durio zibethinus, 1680 nucleotides. NCBI's taxonomy places the organism in Eukaryota, Viridiplantae, Streptophyta, Magnoliopsida, Malvales, Malvaceae. The record is from RefSeq and is a predicted model, not a curated record.